This is a messenger RNA of Aureococcus anophagefferens, 1644 nucleotides long. RefSeq lists its product as hypothetical. Lineage: Eukaryota; Pelagophyceae; Pelagomonadales; Pelagomonadaceae. The record is from RefSeq and is a predicted model, not a curated record. The coding region runs from base 1 to 1644 and encodes 547 amino acids. The transcript has a single exon.
AUGGCCAAGUACGAGUGGGGGCUCGACAAGACCUGCGCCUUCGUCAAGUCGAAGCGCGGCGACGCGAACCCGAACGCGGGCUUCCUGAAGCAGCUCCGGCUCCUGGACAAGCGGCUCCAGGUGUCGCGGAGCCGCUUGAUGGCGAAGCUGCCGCCGCGGGAGCGCCACGACGCCCUCGAGGCCGCGCGGCGGCGCCUCGUGGACUGGGACGCGCGCGUGCCGCGGCUCGCGGCGCGCUUCGAGGCCGACGACGAGGACGCGGAGGACCUCGUCGACGACGAGCCGUUGCUCGUGAACUCGUUCUUCAACGGCCAGGUCCGCGUCGACGUCGGCGCUCUGCGGUCCGCGGCCCACGAGAUGGCCCACGUGUCGACGAAGCUGCGCUGGGUCGACGGCGCGUCCAACGGCGACAACGGGCGCCUCAUCUCGGGCCCCGGCGGCUCGAACCCCGGCGGCGCCGCGGGGCCGCGGGCGCCCAAGUCGAUCCUGAAGAAGCCCCGGGCGCCGCCGCCCGCGGCGCCGGCCCACGGCGUCCACUUUGGGCUCCGCGAGGACGCGACGACGUCCGUGGGCGUGUCCAACUACAGCCACGGCACGGGCUUCGAGUCCGUCGACUCGACGGCCGAGAGCCUCUUGCUCCAGCAGCUCGACCGGUCCCACGCGCUCGAGCGGUCCAUGGCGCCGGAGCGGCGCCUCCGCGAGCUCGUGCGCGACGUCGAGCUCGGCUCGCCGCGGCGCCCGCCGCCCCAGGGCCACCGCGACUCGCUCUUCCUCGCCAAGUACCGCCGCGACGGCGGCGGCGCCGCGGCCGACGACGCGGAGCUGCCCGCGGUCGCCUGGGACGCCCAGGCCAACGGCCAGGCGCCCGGCGGCGCGCCGCCGGGAAACCAGGCGCGGCCCCAGUCCGCGCCCGUGUCGCGCGACCGCGACGGCGGCGCCGCGCCCUUCGGCUCCGCCCCCCCCGGCCGCGCCGGUGCCCAGCCCUCGCGGAAGCCGCGGCCGGGCACGCCGGCGGCGCAGGCGCGGGGCGGCGCGCCCGCGACCCAAAGCCGGGGCCCGCGGCCCCAGGGCCCGCGGCAGCAGCGCGCGGCGCCGCCGCCGCAGGACCGGCCCCUCUACUACGGCGCCGCGUCGCUGUCCAUGCGCACGGGCCGGAGCCCGGGCGGCGGCGGGCGGCCGGGCAGCUCGGGCGACCGCCGCCACGUCCACGCCGACUUCCCGGACCCCUUCCCCGCGAACCGCGUCGUCUACGGCGGCCCGCAGCCGCGGCGCGGCGGCGCGGACCGGCCGAGCUCCGCGCCCACGCGGCGCACGCCCGCGGGCGCGCCCAAGGGCGCGCUGCCGAAGCAGCUCAACGCGAAGCACGGCCGCGACGCGUCCAUCGAGGAGCUCAUGAUCCGCGGCGCGACGUCGUCCGCGCGCGGCGCCUCCGACGACCGCCGCGCGCGCGAGCCCAAGGGCCGCCGCGCGCCGCGCGCGGGGCCCGACCCCCUCGCCGAGAGCCGGCGCCCCCCGCGCCACGCGCCGGACCCCCUCGCCGGCGACCGCUGGGCCCAGCCCACGCGCGUCUACGCGCCGAAGCGGACCACGAAGCCCAAGCGCGACCGCGCGGACGUGCCGCACCGCGCCCGGCCCCAGUACUAG